GUUACUUAAUUAACAAUAUUCCAAGAAAUGAUUAUGCAGAAAAUUCAAUGGUUAUCGGAUUUGCAAUAAUAUUAUUAAGUAACAGUAAAAAGACAAUUCGUAUUGCUCGUAUGCAGUAAAUUAAGCACUGAGCUUAUGAUAAAAUGUGUAAAUUUGCCGUCUCAUAUAUAAAAUUGUCUGAUGCAAUGUUUUCAAUUUAGUCUAUGGGGAACUGACUAAAACGCGGUUGAUGGCAAUUAUCUGACGCGUAUUUUUGUUAAAUUAAUCAGUGUCGGUAACAACAUAUUUUUAAUUGGUCUUUCCUGUAUAAUGCACCUUCCAAUCCGCUAUUGUGUGUAAAAAUCCAGAGAACUUCAAUAAAGAUCAUCUUUGCUCAUAGUGACCCUACACAGUCCGUAUGAAAGGGAAAAAAAUAAGAGAGAUCUUUUGCGUCACACCAAAUAAGAAAUUAAGUCGGAAUCCCAGAUUAAGCCUACAGGGUUGGUCAAAACGUUGGAUGCACAUUUUUAGCUUCACCUCUUACUACUGAAUGUCGACGUAAAACUUCAGCAGACAAAGAAGUCAGCAAUAAUGACAACUGCAAACAACGCUAACCGUUGGAGUGUUGAAGCUCCUUUGAUUCGUUUGCCUAUAGUGGCCCCAUCCACAGAUUCACUAGCACCAAAAUCUGAAGAAAAUCAGUUCAUGUGCAGCUUAGAAUCAAAACUGCAAGCAACACCUGAGGCAAGAGCGGAAGAAGGCAAGCCAGAUUCAAAGAUACCAGAUGGAGGAUGGGGCUGGGUGGUAGUAUUUGCCACAUUCCUCCUUUGUAUGAUAGCAGAUGGGGUAACGUUCUCCUUCGGUCUUUUAUACGUAGAAUUCCUCAAGGAGUUUGAAGCCUCAAACAGCGCCACUUCAUGGAUUGGCAGUCUUUUCAUGGCAGUACCUCUUUUAUCAGGCCCAAUAAUGAGCGCCUUGGUAGACAAAUUCGGUUGCAGAUCAAUGACUAUAGUAGGAGGCAUAAUUUCCGCGUCAGGUUUCAUUUUAAGCUCCAAAUGCUACUCUUUGAAUCUCAUGUAUUUGACCUUUGGCAUGUUAGCCGGUUUAGGGCUUGGCCUUAUCUACGUAACUGUAGUUGUUUCUGUGGCUUUCUGGUUCGAGAAAAGAAGAACCUUGGCUGUGGGUAUCGGAUCUUCCGGAAUUGGUAUCGGCACCUUCAUAUUUUCCCCUCUAACGACUUACUUGAUUAUGGAAUUUGGAUGGAGAGGAACCACGCUUAUUUUGGGAGGAUGUUUCUUGAACAUGUGUGUAUGUGGAACUUUGAUGAGGGAUCCUGAUUGGAUUAUUGAGCAGGAUAGGCUCGAGGCAAAAUCCAAACUAUCCAAGUCUACAAAGUCAAGCAAAGAUAGUCUGGAAAAUUCAAUCAACUUGGAAGAGCUAAAGGCUUUUCUCACUAGUGAAAAAGACGUGAAGUUGCUCUUGAACGAUUUAGAAGAGUCGCUUGACGGCCGAGAUAAAGAUACUUUGAAAAAUUACUUUUCAGCUGUAAAUCUUCCAACUUUUAUUAAAAAGCAUGAAACGGUUCCAGUUGAGGUACUACAGCUGCUCACCACAAAUAAGAAUGCUCUAGACGUCAUUUUGCAUCACUACUCCAGUUUGGUUGUGCCUAAAAAGAAAUCAGAGGACACACCUAGCCAUAACCAAGGCGACCUUGUCAGAGCCCCGUCUAUACAGAAAGCCCACUGGACUAAGCAUAAACCUGAAGAAGCCCACGAGACACCAAUAGGGCAUACCAAAUCCUACCACGAAAGCUAUUUUAAGAAUCUAAAAUUGGACACUCAUUCUUUGGCUCACAGAGGGGCUUUGUUCAAUACUAGUAAAUACAGAUUCAAAGCUUCAAGCUGUCCCAAUAUCUAUAGGGUAUCUAUGGUGUCCUUGCCAAGAAAAGAUAGCAAAGAAGUCUGGUACUCUGAGCUAGUCGAUCUUGUUAAAGGCAUGUUCGAUUUUUCCUUAUUUCUAGAGCUGCAUUUCUGUUUACUUUCAUUAUCCACCAUCAUCCUCUUCACUUGGUUCAUAGUGCCUUAUUUUUAUUUGGUAACAUUGAUGACCAAUUUUGAAUACACCACCGAGCAAGCGUCGUUUACUAUUUCAAAUAUUGGCAUAUCCAACACUUUGGGCAUGAUUGUGUUGGGCUGGGCUGGGGACAGACCAUGGAUGAACAUCACGAAAACAUGCGCCAUCUGCCUAGUGGUAUGUGGCUUAUCUGUAGCUGGACAAAUGUUAUUUAUCAAAAACUACUUUAUGCUCCAAGUUUCGUCCUCUCUUUUCGGCCUUUCCUUGGCCAGUCAUUUUACUUUCACUCCCGGCAUUGUUAUGGAGCUGGUGCCUCUAGACCGAUUUACCAUCGCCUAUGGAUUACAGUUACUUUGUCAAGGGAUUGGAACUCUCGUUGGUCCCCCUUAUGCCGGAUUGUUGUAUGAUAUAACACAAAGUUGGGAGCAAACCUUCUACCAAGCAGCAAUAUGGAUAAUCCUGUCUGGCAUUUUUGUUGCUAUUAUUCCAUACAUUAGGAACAGAAAAAUGUUUGGCCGAGGAUCAGUGGAGAAAGAAGUAGAUGAUCCUCAGAGCCAUUAUGUGCCUUUGGUGUUACUAUUUCUUGCGAUGAUGUUGGCUUUUAUAGGCAUGUUCUAUCUAACAGCAAUGGGCUUUCAGAGCUAUCUACGCGGGGAUAAAUAAAUUCAAAAUUUAGAUGAUUAGUUCAGAUUUACUGAGUUUUGUUUAAGGCACCGAUGUAUACGCACAGUUUUAAAUAAAACGUAACUGCUUAAUACACAAUAGGAGAAAGUAAAGUCAGUAGAUAAAAACGGGUAAAGAAAAAAAUAAGCAGGAAAAUAUUUUUCUGCAUUUAUUUGAGGAAACUUAGAGAAUCAAAAUACACAUUUAGUUUCACAUUUUAAUGCUGCAUUUACACCUAGUGAAUAACUGAUAGAUUUCUGUUCUAAAUAAAUGAUGAACAACG
Dendroctonus ponderosae (mountain pine beetle) is the source of this 2998-nucleotide messenger RNA. Its product is annotated as monocarboxylate transporter 13. Gene Ontology annotation, molecular function: monocarboxylic acid transmembrane transporter activity. Lineage: Eukaryota; Metazoa; Arthropoda; Insecta; Coleoptera; Curculionidae. The record is from RefSeq and is a predicted model, not a curated record. The coding region runs from base 571 to 2715 and encodes 714 amino acids. Gene Ontology annotation, biological process: transmembrane transport; monocarboxylic acid transport. The transcript has 8 exons.